UAAAUACCCCUUCUUCUCAAAUUCUUACUACAUUUGUUGUUUGAAAACCAAAAGCUCACUACCAUGAAACUGGUAAUUUUUCUCUUCUUGAUUGCAACAACAACUUUCGCUCGGGAGGGUUUCGGUCCGACGGAACAAGAAUGGGGUUUUGUCACCGUCCGUGAAGGUGCCCAUAUGUUUUGGUGGUUGCAACAGACAAGUGCAAAUGUCGAAAGUUAUACAGAAAGACCUCUAGUAAUCUGGCUGCAAGGAGGUCCAGGAUCUUCAUCUACCGGAUAUGGUAAUUUUGCAGAAUUGGGACCUCUGGAUGCCGAUUUGAAUCCAAGAGCUACAACUUGGCUUAAUAAAUACAACGUUCUUUUUGUGGAUAAUCCUGUGGGAACCGGUUACAGUCACGUAGAUUCUUUCGAUGCAUUGACAACUACAAACAGACAAAUAGCAGAUGAUUUUGUUGUUUUAUUGCAAGGAUUUUACGAAGCUAUUCCCGAACUGAAGGAUACUCCUUUGUAUAUCUUUUGCGAGUCGUAUGGUGGAAAAAUGACUGCGGAAAUAGCUCUUGUUGUAGAUCAGGCCAUCAAAGAAGGGACUUUGGAUAUUCAGUUGCUUGGUGUUGGUCUUGGAGAUUCUUGGAUUUCUCCUGUAGAUUCUGUUUUGACGUGGGGACCAUAUCUACUCAGUGUGGGCGCUGUUGACCAAAAUGGUUAUGAAGAGAUUCAGAAAUCAGCUGAAGCUACAAAAGCAGCUUACGAUGCAGGAGAUUACUCUAGAUCUACGGACCUCUGGGGACAAACCGAAGGCGUAGUUCUGUCGCAAACAGAUAAUAUAGACUUUUAUAACAUCCUUACAAAAGUAUCAGAUGCAUGGAAAAUAAGGAAAAUAGCAAAACCAUCGGUAGCUGACGAUGUCGACUAUAAAAUUGACAUUCUUAUGAAUGGACAAGUAAAAGAAGCAUUGGGUCUAGAUGUUGAUUGGGGUGAUCAAAGUAAUGCUGUGUUUAGCGGCCUUUAUGAAGAUUUUAUGAAACCAGUGACCGAAAUUGUCGAAGAACUUUUGAACACAACAAACAUCAGAGUAGCAGUUUAUAAUGGACAGCUUGAUUUAAUAGUUGACACGCCAGGAACAAUUAAAUGGGUUGAUGAAUUGCAAUUUGAUGGUUCAUCGGAGUGGAAAACAGCUGAGAGGAAUGCAGUAGCUGUAGAUGAUAUUGUAGAAGGUUAUUACAAAAAAGUAGGAAACCUAGCAUUCUACUGGGUUCUUAGAGCGGGCCACAUGGUACCAGCAGAUAAUCCUAGUGCCAUGGACUUUAUUUUAGAAGAUGUAAUCGACGGCACGUGGAACAAAUAAUAAAGAUUGUUGUGUUAAAGAAAGACAAAGAAAUAAAAAGUACCUAUUUUAAGAUUAAA
Molecule: messenger RNA, 1403 nt
Organism: Zophobas morio
Lineage: Eukaryota; Metazoa; Arthropoda; Insecta; Coleoptera; Tenebrionidae
Product: retinoid-inducible serine carboxypeptidase-like
Exons: 8
Coding region: 64-1344 (426 amino acids)
Biological process (GO): proteolysis
Molecular function (GO): serine-type carboxypeptidase activity
Source: RefSeq, a predicted model, not a curated record